AUGGAGCGCCUUCAUCAGCAGUUGAAGUCGAUGAAGACGUUCAAGAUGAAGAGACUCAAUGUUGGGAACGACGUUGGACUUGUGGAUUCAGGUGCAACACAUCCACUUCGUCCUAGACAUGAAGGUGAGAAUGUUGAUCUGUACCCGGUGGUGGAGGUGGCAUUGGCAGAUGGAAGGACGGUGAGGUUGAAGAUGUCCCCUGGAGGUGCUAUGAUAUCACCUUCACCUGCCAUCGAGCCUAUCAUCCCCAUGGGCUUGUUGUCGCAGAAGCUGAACUGUGACAUUUCCUGGAAGCAAGGAUCUAUGCAGAUCCACCAUCCUCUGAGAGGAGAAAUCAAGGUGAUGAUGAAGGGAAGUUGCCCCCAUGUUGCCAGAUCUGAGGCUUUGACGUUGAUUGCGGAGCUGGAGGACAUCAAGAUGGGCAUUCCCAAUGAGAUUGGAAGUUUUGAUGCGGAAGUGGCAUGGCCGAGAAAGCUGGUGUCGCAACAUCCAGUGCUGUCUUCACUCCCAGAGCACAUCAAGGAGCGGCUGGUGGUGGAGCCUGGAACUUGGUCUGAUCUUCCAGGCAACAGACACUCAAGAAAGCGCUGGAAGAGGAGUGGCUUAGCAGUUCAUUUGUAUGCUGGGCCAGAAACAGGGUUCACUUUGCGGCAUGCCAUCAAACAGCUGGGUGGUUCUGUCGAUGCCUUGUUGGAAGUUGAUGUUCAACGAGGAGAACAACAUGACAUGCUGUCGGACCACGCAGUUUAUCGUGGUCUGUUGAGGGUGGCUUUGGAGGGAAAGAUCAAUGCGAUCGUUGGUGGGCCAAACUGCAGGACGAGAAGCUUGCUGAGGCACAUCCCCAUUCCAGGGCAGCCUUGUGCCCCGAGGCCGAUUCGCCGCUGGGGAGGUGAGGAGUUUGGUAUUCAUGAUGCAACAGAAGAGGAGAAACAGAAGCUUCAUGAAGACGAUGUUUUGAUGUGGCGUUUUUGGUUUUUGUACAUGGUUGCAGUGUACAUGAGAAGGGCCAGAAAGGUUGAGACCGAAGUGACCGUCUCUGUGGAGCAGCCAGCAACCCCCAAGGAGUUCAUGCCGGAGGUGGUGAGUUGGUGGGAUACAAAAGAAUGGGCAGAGCUGGCACGAGAGUUCAGCUUUGAGGAAUCAACUUUCAAGCAGGGUGAGCUCGGUGGUCUUACCCCGAAGCCAACGACGUUUGGUGGGAACUUGGAGCUCUACGCAGCUGGUCAUCAAAGGAGAUGCAGAGCAGGAGAAAGGGUAUCUUGCUCGUCCCAGCUUUCGAGAUGGGCCCCAGGAGUGAUGUCAAUGGUCGCCUCAGCUUUGAUCAGACAGGUUGAGGGCCCCACUUUUAAAGGGAAAGCUAUGUCCUGGAGCGAGCAUUUGGCUUUCAGGCAUGUUCCAUACAGGAGAGAUUGUCGAGUAUGCCAGGAGAGCUCACAACAAUGCCCGCCUCAUCGACUGGUCAAGGACCCAAUUGCUGGAGUGCUUUCAAUCGACACAGCUGGUCCACUGAAGCCUGCUUAUGAUUUGGGUGGGCACAUGGCAAGGUAUUUUUUGGUUGGAGUUUUGACCUGGAGGGUGCCAAAGGGGAGUGACAAGAUGCAGAACCCCCCUGAAGAAGCAGCUUCUGAAGGAGCUCCGGAGAUUGAAGAAGGAGCUGAGGAUCCAGUUCCACCGGGUGAGGACGGAUUGGAAGCUGAGGAGUUGCUUCCAGCCCAGCUCCCUGGUGAAGCGCCGGCUGAAGGAGAGCCUGGCGACGCCCCUGGUGAGGACGGGUUGGAAGGUCAUGCAGAUCUUCCAGUCCAGCUCCCAGGCGAGGCGUUUGGACCCCCAACUUUGGAUGAGGUCACAGAGUUGAGAAGGUUCAGAAUGGCCUUGCCAAUGGGUUCCAAAAAGGCGAGAGAUGUGGUGAACACGGUGAUGGAGUUCGUGUUGCGGCUGCGGACGGAAGGGUUCCAUGUGGGCCGCAUCCAUUCAGACCAAGGUCAUGAGUUUGCUGGCGAGUUCAAGACAUGGGCCCGACAGCGUGGGAUCUACCUCACCAAAACACCAGGUGAUGAUCCAGCCGCAAACGGCAGAGCUGAAAUGGCGGUGAAGGACUUCAAGAACCAGAUCCGCAGAACGUUGAGGCAGGCCAGUGAAGAUGCGAAAUGGUGGCCAUGGGCUUUGAGGUACGUCAAUGAGGUGUACCGAUGUGUCCGGAUGGAGACAAGACCAAGUUGGCCAAGGUUUUUGGAAGAAGUAAGAGUCCGAAAGCGGACAUGGAGGCGGGAUGACCUGGACCCCAGAGUGGAGAAGGUUCAGUAUCUAUGCCCUUCAGUGGAAAACCAUGGUCAUUGGGUGAUCAAAGAAGGCGAAGCCCCACGCCUUACGCGCUACAUUUUGGCGCCCACCACUGAGCCGGAGGAUGAGACGGUUUGGAUUGCGGUGGAAAGAGAAGGGCGAGAUGCACAAGAACAGCGACGCCGAAUCAGAGGCAGAUCAGCAGUGAGGAGAAUGGAUGCCUCAGUUGCAGAUCCUGAGGAGGUGCUGGAAGAAAAGGAAAAGGCUGAAGUUCAAAGAUUGAUGAAGGUGGUGGAGGAUGAGAUGCAGUCCAUCAUCAACGACGACCCAGAUCUGGCCGCCGAGGAAGUCAGAAUUUUGGGAAGGCUGAGAAAAAUGGCUGAAGUGAAGGAGGAUGGAGAUGAGAUCCUUCAAACAAAGGUCAUCUCACCAAAGGAGGUGGUCAGAAACUGGUCGGAGUGGAUCCCAUCAGUGAGAAGCGAGGUGGAGUCCCUGACCAUUGAGAAGGCAGCCUUGAAGGAGCUGUCAAAGGAUGAAGUCAAAGCGUUGAAGAAGAAGGCAGAAAAGGAGGGUAAGAAGUUGGAGAUCAUACCUUCCAAACUGGUGUUCACUGUGAAACCUUCCCCAGACCACAAAGAAGGGAAAAAGAAAACCCGGUGGGUUGUUUGCGGAAACUAUGAGGAGAAGAAAGAGGGGGAGGAAAACUACUCAGGUGGUGCAGAUGCCACAUCUUUGAGGUUGUUGGCAUGGAUUGCAUCCCGCAUGAAGUGGGCCGGAUGCAUCCUGGAUGUCAGAACUGCUUUCCUCAACGCGCAGAUGGAACAGGAGCCGGAUGAGGACCUUCUUUUGGUCCAGCCACCCCACAUCUUGAAGGAGAUGAAGUUUCUGGACCCGGACACACUGUACCUGCCAUUGAAGGCAGUGUACGGCUUCAGGCGCUCACCAAAGCUUUGGGGUCUUCAUCGAGACAAAACGAUCAAGACCUUUGACAUCAAGGUGGUCAUUGAUGGCCGCUGCGAAAGCCUGGAGCUGAAGCCGAUGGAGUCAGAGCAGAACCUAUGGAAGGUGGUUGUGGUCAGAGGAGGCUUCCAAGAGGCAGAAGAAGAAUGGAUCUCAAACGGCCGAGUCAUUGGCCUUGUGAUGACGUAUGUCGACGACAUUUUUAUCGUCGCCGAGAAGCAGGUGGCGAAGUCAGUUGCUCAGAAGUUUCAAGAGACCUGGGCGACCACACAACCGGAGUGGGUUGGCGAGACACCAGUGAGGUUUUUGGGCCUGGAGGUGACUUGCCACCAAAUCGAGGGGGAGGAGAAGGUCCAAUGGUGCCUUUCACAAGAGGCAUACAUCAAAGACUUGCUUGGGCGCUAUGAGGAGGAGGGAAAACCACGAAAGCUCCCUAUCACCCGUGACCAAGCUUCGAUGCCUCCAGAUGUGAUUCCCCCUUCGCCAGAAGGAGUCAAGUUUUCCCAGAAGGUCAUCGGUGAGUUGCUUUGGCUGGUGACCCGAAGCAGACCAGAUUUGAUGUUUGGAGUUUCCAGGAUGGGGGCCAACGUUUUGAAGGCCGCCAACUGCAUCAAGGACACAGCAGCACAAAUGAGGUCCUAUCUCAGGAGAACUGCAGGUGAGGGCCUACAGUACAAGCAGAAGAUCGAUGACCCGAUCACGCUGUAUGUCUACUCAGACUCCAGCUUUGCACCCGAAGCAGAUGAGUCCCAUGGAUCGUUUGUGGUUAUGGUGAACGAUGGGUUGAUGUUUUGGAGAAGCGGCAGGCAGGGCACAAUCACCUUGAGCACGGCCGAGUCAGAGUUGAUGGAGCUCGUUGAGGCGAUGAUUGCCGGCGAGUCAGUUUACGUCGUGCUGGCAGAGCUGUUUGGUGAAAUCUCAAAGGUGGCAUUGUGCGAUUCGCAAGCUGCACUGGCCAUUUUGGUUGCUGAGGGCGGAAGCUGGAGGACAAGACACCUCAGGCUGAGGUGGGCGUUUGCUCGCCAAUCUGUGCUGCGUGGUGACUGGCAGGUGGGUCAUGUCCCUGGUGAGAAGAUGUUGGCGGACCUGGGCACAAAAGUUCUGACCUCAUCGAGGAUGGAAACUUUGAAGCAGAUGAUGGGCAUGGGAGUUGCUCAGCCCGAAGAAAAAGGUGUUGAAAUGGAGAAGGAUGAGAAAAAAGAAAAGGAGAUCAAGACCGACUCAAAAUCGGUCGCCACCAUGGCCGUCAAGCUCAUCACGAUGGCGGCCUUGUUGUCAGUGUCAAAGGCUCAAGGAGAUGAAGAAGACGAUGAACCAGCAGGUGACUUCCACAACUUUAUGGUCAUCUACACGGUGCUGAUCAUUCUGAUCACGCUGAUGGUCCAAAUCCUGUGGAAGGUAGGAGUAGGCGCAUUGGGCGAAAACUGGAAAAGAAGGUUUUUUACCCGUGGCCGAAGUCUCCCCAUGGGUGAGGAAACGUCAGUGGCAGAGGGUCGAGCAUGUGCUGAGGUGUGCGGACCCGUGGAAAGACCACGGCAUCUGCCCUCGGCUGCUGGGUCGUCAAACCAGCCAAGCCCCGCUGAGGACGGGUUGGGGAUGGAGGAGGGAUCCCCAGUCCAGCUCGCGGUGGCUGAGCAGCGACGCGCCGGUGAGGGCGGGUUGGGGCAGAGGGCCUCAGUCCAGCUCCCAGCUUCGGCUGGUGAGGGCGGGUUGGAGGGUCAUGCUGAUCCUCCAGUCCAGCUCCCGGCUGCGCCUGCAAAAGCUCCCCCGCCAAAGGAGGGACCAAAGGCCCCGUCAAAAGCGGGCCAAACACCAAAGGCCCCACCAAAAGCGGGCCCAAAACCAAAGGCCGCACCACAAAGUGGCCCAUCAGCUUCCAGCUCCUCAAGUGGAAGCACAUCAAGCAGUAUGACAGGCCGAAUUGAGACGGCGAUUCAAGACAUUGCGUAUGAAGAGGCAGCCCUGUGGGACCAUUUUGGGAGGCAGGGCGACUUUCCAGGAGUGCCAGAAGAUCAUAGCAGAGCAGAACUUGGAUUUCAGGUGUUGAGGUUGCGAUGCGCACCCGUGGAAGACCAAUCCCUGGAAGUCCGCUGCUUUUGCGAAUGGGCGAUCAGACCGUCCAUACUGAUCGAAGAUGCCCGAGAGCACGACUGCCCUUUUGAAGCUCAAACACCCGAGCUGCUGCCGGUGAAAACAGAGAAGGCGGCCGCUUGCUACGUGGACGAGGUGCGGAGGACUGAAGGUUGGGGACCUGGCCAUUUCCACAAUCAAUCUAUCAACUGA
This is a messenger RNA of Cladocopium goreaui, 5523 nucleotides long. The record is from the annotation of a GenBank genome assembly. NCBI's taxonomy places the organism in Eukaryota, Dinophyceae, Suessiales, Symbiodiniaceae.